Messenger RNA from Manacus vitellinus (golden-collared manakin), 4793 nucleotides. RefSeq names its product gon-4 like (gene GON4L). Lineage: Eukaryota; Metazoa; Chordata; Aves; Passeriformes; Pipridae. The record is from RefSeq and is a predicted model, not a curated record. Gene Ontology annotation, cellular component: nucleus. Gene Ontology annotation, biological process: regulation of DNA-templated transcription. Gene Ontology annotation, molecular function: transcription coregulator activity. The transcript is spliced from 25 exons.
GAUGUAUUUGGGCCAUGAUGGAGUUUUGUGUCUCAACUUCUGGGAUAUCUGACCAUGGCCUGGUGUGUGCUGUUCCCAGGGAAGAUCCCCAAGCUGUUCACAGAGGUGGAAGUGAGUUCCCAGAGAGAUCCACAUCCCACUGAAACCCCUGAGUCUCCUGGGAGGAGCUCCCUGCAGGGGGCUGGAAGAAAUCCUGCCACCACGAAGCCACCGAAGAACACCAGGGCUGAGGAGCAGGAUGGGGAGGACCUGGAGAGGAGGAAGAGGAGGAGGAAGGCAACCAAGAGGAAAAGGGAAGGGAAGAGCCAGGAGGAGGAGGGGCCCCUGUCCUGUGACAUCAAGCUGGACGACACCCUGGACCGCACCUUGGAGGACGGAGCCAAACAGCACAACCUGACCGUGGUCAACGUGAGGAACAUCCUGCACGAAGUGAUCACAAAUGAGCACGUGGUGGCCAUGAUGAAAGCAGCCAUCAGUGAGACAGAGGAUAUUCCUCUGUUUGAGCCCAAAAUGACUCGUUCCAAACUGAAGGAGGUUGUGGAGAAAGGGGUGGUGAUCCCGACGUGGAACAUUUCCCCCAUUAAGAAGGCGAACGAGGUGAAGCCACCCCAGUUUGUGGACAUUCCCCUGGAGGAGGAUGAUUCAUCUGAUGAGGAGUACCAGCCUGAUGAUGAGGAUGAGGAUGAGACUGCAGAAGAGAGCCUGCUGGAGAGUGAUGUGGAGAGCACGGCCUCCUCCCCUCGGGGGGCCAAGAGGUCCCGGGCCCGGCGCUCGUCCGACGAGGAGGGGGGGACCCCCUGUGAGGUGGAGAAGGUCACUCCACCUGCUGUGAGGCACAUCAGUGCCGAGGUUGUUCCCAUGGGGCCUCCACCACCUCCCAAGCCCAAGCAGAGCAAGGACAGCACGUUCAUGGAGAAGCUGCACGCGGUGGACGAGGAGCUGGCCUCGAGCCCCGUGUGCAUGGACUCCUACCAGGUACAGCCCGGGGGGGACACCUGGGCACAAAUCAGGGGGAUUUCUGGGGUUUGCUGCCCCUGCUCUCGGUGCAGUCUGCCCUCCUUUGAAUCACAAAUGGAGCCCUGAGCAGGCUGGGCUGGGGAAAGUGUCCCCUCCCUUCCUGGGCCGGGUCAGGCAGGGAACAAAGUGCUCCUGGGUGGCCCUGGGGCAGGGCAGUGACAGCCCCAGAUGUGCUUCCCCUCAGAUGAAGCUGAUGAUGACGAUGACCCCGAGUACAACUUCCUGGAGGAUCUGGACGAGCCGGACACGGAGGAUUUCAGGAACGACCGUGCCGUGAGGAUCACCAAAAAGGAAGUGAAUGAACUGAUGGAGGAGCUGUUUGAGACAUUCCAGGACGAGAUGGGUUUCUCCCACAUGGAGGACGAAGGCCCCGAGGAUGAAGAUGCUGUCCCCGAGUCCAGGCCGAGCUUUAACACCCCCCAGGCCCUCAGGUUCGAGGAGCCUCUGGCCAACCUGCUGAACGAGCAGCACCGGACGGUGAAGGAGCAGCUGGAGCAGCUGAGGAUGAAAAAAUCCUCCCUCAAACCACCCCAGGAGGCUGAAAAAUCCAAACCCCCAAGCGAGAAGCCCCUGCAGAGCCUGGUCCUGGACAGUGCCCAGAGGAAGAGGCUCCAGCAGCAGAUGCAGCAGCACCUGUCUGUGUGUCCCCUCACCUGUCUGUGUGUCCUCUCACCUGUCUGUGUGUCCCCUCACCUGUCUGUGUGUCUGGCCCCUCAGAGCGAGCUGGGGAACUUCGCCCGGAGCUCGACCCUGCUGCGCCUGUCGCUCCAUCCCAAAUUCCAGACCAUGUUCCAGCCCUGCAACCUGCAGGGAGCCCUGAGGCUGCUGGAGGAUUUCCACGCCCAGGUGCCCGUGGACUGGAGCCCCAGGAAGGCCGUCAAGAAGAGCAAUGAAUCACUUUAUUGCACAGUCUCUGUCCCCCACCCCGCCCUGGACGGGUGGAAUUGUCUGGAAUUCCCUCCUGUCUCCUCACAGUACUACAAGAAGACAAAGCAGCUGCCUGUGCUGGUGAAGUGCUGCGAGGAAAUCCAGCCCCACGAGUGGAAACCGCCCGUGGAGAGGGAAGAGCAUCGCCUGCCCUUCUGGCUGAAGGCGAGCUUGCCCUCCAUCCAGGAGGAGCUGAAGCAGCUGGCAGAAGAGGGAGACAGGGACUCACCACUGGCUCUGAAAGCUGCCUUUCUGUUGGAAUGUUGCCCUGUGUGCCACCAACUCACCCUGUGCUCCCUCCCAGGAGAGAACCUGAAGGCCCCUGGCAAGGGCAGGAGCUCCCACAGGACCAGGAACAAGCGGGGCCGGGCCCGGGCCAGCAAAGACACCUCGAAGCUGCUGCUGCUGUAUGAUGAGGACAUCCUGGAGAGGGAUCCCCUGAGGGAGCAGAAGGACCUGGCCUUUGCCCAGGCCUACCUGACCAGGGUCCGUGAGACGCUGCAGCACAUCCCGGGGAAAUACGAAGACUUUCUCCGUGUCAUCUACGAGUUUGAGAUCAGCACGGACAAGAGGACAGCUGUGGAUCUCUACUCCACCCUGCAGAAGCUGCUGCACGACUGGCCCCAGCUCCUCACGGACUUUGCUGCCUUCCUCUUGCCAGAGCAAGCCUUGGAGUGUGGGCUGUUUGAGGAGCAGCAAGCCUUCGAGAAGAGCCGCAAGUUCCUCCGGCAGCUGGAGAUCUGCUUCGCUGAGAACCCUGCCCACCACCAGAAGAUCAUCAAGGUCCUGCAGAGCUGUGCAGACUGUCUGCCCCAGGAGAUUGCAGAGCUGAAGACCCAAAUGUGGCAGCUGCUGAAGGGCCAUGACCACCUGCAGGACGAGUUCUCUGUCUUCUUCGACCACCUCCGGCCCUCGGCCAGCAGGAUGGGAGACUUCGAGGAGAUCAACUGGACAGAGGAGAAGGAAUACGAGUUUGAUGGGUUUGAAGAGGUGUCUUUGCCAGAUGUGGAGGAGGAGGACGAGCCACCCAAGAUCCACGGGGCCGCGAGGAGCAAGAAGAGGAAGGAGAUGGGGGGACAACACAACGACAAGGAGGUGGAGUGGGUGGAGGGGAUGAAGGAGUGUCCCUGUUCCUGCCACGAGGGGAGCAGUGACCCCAAGCUCAAGAAAAGCAAGAGGAGGAGCUGCAGCCACUGCAGCAGCAAGGUGUGUGACAGCAAGUUUUAUAAAAGCAAGGACUCUCAGGAGCUGAGUGUGAGCCUGGCCCAGCAGGAGUCGAGUCCUCGGGCGGAAGGGAAGGACCCUGGGGUGUCCAGGGAACCUGCAGAAGAAAUCCUGGAGAACAGGGACGAGGGGGAGGAUGUGCAGGGCAGAACCAGACCUGCUCCCAGGAAGGUGGACUCUGUGUCUGCAGGUGGGUGCCAGUCUUGUGCCCAGCCAGGUGUGGGACCCUCCCCUCACACAGGAUCUCCCCUGGAAGGAAGAGUUGCCUCCAGCAGGCAUGGAGCUGGUGACAGACCUGCCCCUGCUGAUGCUCAGGUGGCAGAAGGUGCCAGUGCUGGGGUGGAAGGUGCCCAGGACAGAGACUCUGCUGCCCCCAGCCCCAGAUGGACCCAGCUGCCAAAAGCUGCUCUGAAACUACCUCAAGAAACCAAAGACACUGUGGGGAGUGAGGGACUGACCCAGCAGCCUGGAGGGGAUGGGGAUGGUUCCCUGGGGCCAGGCAGGGAUCUGCUGCUGCCUCCUCCCUCUGCUGCAGCCACGGGGCCACCAGGACCUCAGUCCUGCUGCUGCCAGAGCCCAGGGCAGAGCCAGGGGCCAGAGAGCCUCAGGGGGCCUGGCCCUGCCUCACAAGGGGAAGGACUUGAGGGGCCAGCUGUGCCCGUGGAGGGCAGAGCUGAAGCCAGGCAGGGCUGGGUGCCGGCGGGUGGCAAAGCUGGUCGGCGCGGCGUGGGGGCAGCUGGCACAGCCUGCCCUGGGGACGUUCCCCCCGAGGGCAGAACGGAGGGGAGGGCAAACAGCUGCCUCCAGGGGCAUCAGCAUCCCCAGCAGCCGGAGCCCAGGGCGGUGCCAGCCCUGGAGGAGCAGCAGCAGAAGGUCACCGAGGCCACCGUGUGUGCCAAGAACAGCAAGGUCAGCUCCACCGGGGAGAAGGUCGUGCUCUGGACCAGGGAGGCUGACAGGGUCAUCCUCACCACCUGCCAGGAGAAAGGAGCCCACCUGGACACCUUCCAUGCCAUCUCCCAGAAACUGGGCAACAAGACGGCGAGUGAGGUGUCCCACAGGUUCAGGGAGCUGAUGAGGCUCUUCCACACAUCCUGCGACGGGAGCUCCGAGGAUGAGGAGGAUGCAACAAGUACCAGCAACACGGACCAGCUGUCAGAUAAAGACCUCCUGCUCUCUGAGGAAGAACCUGAUGACUGAGGUGAUAAACUACUGACCUGCCCCAGAAGAAGUUUGUUUGGUUUUUUGCCAGUUUGCUGCUAGACAGGUGCUGUGGGAAAACGUUUGCACAGGUAUUAUGACAGCACCUUCCCGGGUUUUUGUUCACUUUCCUGCUCCACUUCUGAUGAGCUGCACUGCCAGCCUGCACCAAACUGGAGGCACCAAGCCAGGUGUCGGGGUGAGAAUGUUCUCCAGAACCUCCCUGGGGAGCUUCAGCAGAGAAACAGCAGAGCUGGGGCUCAGGGACACUCGCCUGGCCUGGGAGGGAAGGUUGGGCACAGCAGCUUUGGACCAGAACGUGUAAAUAUUGUACCCUAAGAUGUCAGUUUUCUCGUGGAAAGAACACAGGACUUUUUCUAAGUUCUCCCCUUGUGUUGAUUGUAUGUGAGAAAGUUACAGUCUGA